This is a messenger RNA of Saccharomyces paradoxus, 450 nucleotides long. It is a transcript of the gene EXP1, whose product is annotated as Exp1p. The transcript has a single exon. The record is from RefSeq and is a predicted model, not a curated record. Lineage: Eukaryota; Fungi; Ascomycota; Saccharomycetes; Saccharomycetales; Saccharomycetaceae. Bases 1 to 450 code for a protein of 149 amino acids.
AUGAAUUUAUACGGGUAUUUUUUACUUCUUAUUAUUGUGCUUGCUUUCAUUGCAUUACUACCAUUGUUUUCUGGUAUCGGCACAUUCAAACUCACUAAACCAAGUUCGUCCGCAACAACACAGUCAACGACCGGUAAACUUGGUAAGAGGGAAUAUUUGAAGAAAAAACUAGAUCAUACCAAUGUGUUAAAGUUUGAUUUGAAGGGCACGGAGAAGAAUCCUAGUGAUGACCGUGCAAAUGCGUCUUCCGCUGCUAGAAAAUUUGAAAUUGAUUCAAAGACAGGCCUAAAAAGACGUAUAAUUGGACAGUACAACAAAGAUCCAAAUGAUUUCGAUUUCGAUAUCGAUGACCUGAUUAAUGAAGAUGAACUAGAUGAACGGAGGGAAGAAGAGAAAAAGCUGAAAAAAUACAACGGUAAGAAAAAUGAAGCUUACGAAGGAUUUGUAUAA